AUGGAUGGCGAAUGGGAGGAAGUCGGGCGCCUGCUCCUUCCGCCUCCUGGGCCUCAAGCGCCCUCGACACCCGUGUCAACAUUCGCAUUCGACAACUCGCAGGAAUUGCUCUGGGCUGGGAACCAGUUUGGGGGCGUCUCGAGCUUUUACGGAGUAGAACUCGCAAGAUACACUUCCUUCAAAUGCGGAGAUGGCCCGGUCCACCAGUUUCUGUUCCAUGAAAAGGGGGUCAUCGCUCUGGGACCGAAGAGUGUGCAUAUGGCAAUGCGACGGGGUCCUCCAAUUUGGCAUGUCACGUAUGAAAGUCAAUACCAGUUUGCCGAGAACAAGGCUGAUACAUAUUUGCAUAGUCACAAUGAAAUGAAAGAUCUUCGAUGCAUGAGUUAUACGAAUAAGGGAAAUCUAGAGAUUCUGGUGGCUGGAUUGCAAGACCAUAUGUUUGUCAUAGACGUGGAAAAGGGUACCAUCGUGAAACAGCUACCUACGACUGAUAAAUACACCAUUAUGAGGCGAAGCCGCUACAUUUGUGCAGCUACCCAGAAAGGUACCAUCAAUAUCAUUGACCCAGCCGACUUCCGCAUCGUCAAAGUCUGGAACGCCCACUCCUCACUCAUCCAUGACAUGGACGCACAGAAUGACUACAUAGUCUGUUGCGGAUACCAGAUUCGACAAGGACAGCCAUAUAUCUUGGAUGUCAUGGUCAACGUUUUUGACUUGAAGCACAUGGCUGCAUCGAGUCCUGUGCCGUUUCCUGCUGGGGCAGCAUAUUUACGAAUGCACCCGCGCAUGUCAACAACAGUAAUUGUAGUCUCCCAGCAUGGCCAAAUGCACAUAGUCGACCUGAUGAACCCAAACUCGAGUUAUAUCAAGCAACUAAAUACUAUGGCUUUCAUCAGCAAGAUUGAAAUUGCACCCUCUGGAGAGGCAUUGGUGAUUGCUGAUACUGAAUGCCACAUCCACUUGUGGGGAUCGCCUUCUAGGAUGCGUUUUGGGGAUGUUAGCAAUCCGAUCGAACUUGCCGACGCAACCGAAGCCCCCCCUGAAGUAGAUUGGAGCUCAAAUACCCCCCUAAGUAGUGUCGGGAUGCCUUACUAUCGCGAGCAAUUGCUAUCGAAUUGGCCCAGCCACUUAAUCUUUGAGGUUGGAGCUCCACCUCCAAAAUCAGACCAGCUAUUUCUAUCCACCUUGAAAUGCACUGACUGGGGUAUGUAUGGACGAAACAACCGAGCUACCAAGAGAUACCAGGUUGAGAAUACCAGAGAAAUCGAGAAAACGCCUUCCAGUUUGCAAGCUCCCAAAUUCCUAAGUGAAAAGGCUCGUGAGACUUCCACUGAUGGUUCCGGGGAACGAAGACCUAGUGACUCUUCCAGCACCUCAGAUGUGAUUGGAGCCACUGAGCUGUUGAGCAUGAAGGCAGAUGUUCCCGUAUGGUACGAGAACGUGGAAAUCAGAUAUAGCAAAUUUGGAGUGGAUGACUUCGACUUCGGGCAAGUUCUGAAGUCCGAAAGACGCUUGGCCGAUUGCUCUAACCAAACUCCAGCUAGACCUCUUGGUUUACUUGAAGAGGAUGCCCCAGGAUCCUCUCUAACAACAAUGUUGCAAGGACUAAAUCGUUUCUUGCUGGACAGAAUCACUCAGGACUGGAAGGCGAUCGUCCCACAUAACCACAUAUUUGAUCAAGUACAACUAUCCAUUUAUAUGAUUUUGGUCCCUGCUAAUUGUCUUCGCCAGAUCUUGACUACCUCCGCAACAUCUGGAAUUCGUUGCAUCCAUUGCCAAGGCGAGCAUACUAGACCUGGAGCAACAUUUGUCAAUGAGCUUCUGUACCCGCUAUCCAAGCCAAUGAUGCGGAAUGCGAGACCCCAAAGACCGUCUUUCUCUCAGAUUCUCAAGUCAAGUAUUGAACGUGAUUCGACGAGCCGAGGCUGGUGCAGUCGCUGCCAGCGCUACCAGUCCCUAGCAACGAAGAAGACCGUUCAUAGUGUGCCUGCUGUCCUCAUGCUCAAUGCCGCAGUCAAUAGCCCCGAGGCCAAACAACUUUGGGCUAUACCGGGGUGGUUACCUGAAGAAAUCGGCAUUAUUAUUGACCCACAGGGACAAUUAUUCUGCUACCAAGGAGAUGAUUUAAAGCUCCACAUUCAGCGCGGGAUACAUAGUAUUGCCGUGUACUCUCUGGUUGGAGUUGCCACCGAAAUUACCAGUGGCCUCAACCAAAAACCACAUCUUGUCUCGCUGGUAAACGUGGCACAUUCCCUCCCCAAAAGACCAGAAAAGAGCCAAUGGCAUCUCUUCAACGACUUCCUCGUCCGGCCUAUUACGGCAGCGGAAGCCCUCACUUUCAAUACAACCUGGAAACUGCCUUCUGUGAUCACAUAUCAGAUGAAGGCAUACAACAACAAGAUUGAUGAUGGCUGGAAGCAAAAUCUAGAUACACAGUUACUCUACAUGGAUUCCAACCCUAAUUCAGUAAAAACAUAUCGGCCUCUUGCGUUCCCACAGGAAGCCCCGACUGAGGGGACGAUAAUCGCACUCGAUACAGAAUUUGUAUCUGUGAGGCGGCCAGAGAUAGAAGUAAACGCCAAGGGUGACCGGACAACCGUGAGACCGACAGUUCACGCACUUGCCCGAGUCUCCGUAGUCAGAUGUUCCGGAGAGGACGAGGGUCUCCCUUUCAUCGACGACUACAUCCAUAUCCGAGAUACCGUCGUCGACUACCUGACCGAGUACUCCGGCAUCAGUCAAGGCGACCUCGACGUCGGCGUCUCCAAACAUAACCUCGUGGCACUAAAAGUUGUCUACAAGAAACUCUGGAUCCUGCUGAACCUCGGCUGCAAGUUUCUAGGUCACGGCCUCAAACAGGAUUUCCGCGUUCUCAAUGUGCACAUCCCGAAGAGCAAAGUCAUCGACACAAUCGACCUCUUUUACAGCACCUCCAACCGCCGCCUGCUCUCCCUCUCCUUCCUCGCCUCGUACCUGCUCAAGGAAGACAUCCAGAUCGGCACGCACGAUAGUAUCGAAGACGCGCGGACGGCGCUGAAGCUCUUCAAGAAGUACCUGGAGUUCCAAGACGCGGGGAUCCUGGAGCUCAUGAUUGACGACAUCUACAAGGACGGCAGGCUCAUGGGGUUCAAGGCGCCCGCCGCCAAGAAGGAUGGCCAUCUCAUCGAGAGGACGGAGACGCCGGAGUUGACGCCCGAGGGAGGCGGACUUGUUGCGCCUGCGUCGGACCCUACGACGCCAGUAAAGAAGCCGGUUGGUCUCACGCCUGGGUCAAGCAGUUCGGCCUUCAGCGCCGGCUGGACGCCUGGAAAAGGGUCGUCGGGGAUGGGGGGAUCCCCGUUCAAGUAG
Drepanopeziza brunnea f. sp. 'multigermtubi' MB_m1 is the source of this 3348-nucleotide messenger RNA. The record is from RefSeq and is a predicted model, not a curated record. Lineage: Eukaryota; Fungi; Ascomycota; Leotiomycetes; Helotiales; Drepanopezizaceae.